AUGCGAGGAGGUUUAAUUCUAUGGUCAUGCAAAGAAUUAGGUAACGCUCUGAAGGGUUCACCGUUUGAUACCUUGAAUAGAUCGUGUCUUCUCGAGGAGCGAUCAGAUGCGGCUUCGUACAGCUACGAUGCACCUGGAGCUUCCUAUUCGCUGAAAUGGAUCUUCCACAACGAUCUUGGUUUUAAGCGUGAAUACUCUCAGCUGGAGAUCGAAGCUAAGGCAAGGGCGGAGGAGUUGAAGGAAUCGAAUUCGAAUCUGGUGGUUGUGAAGGGGAAUCGGAAGAAUCAGGUUACAUGGAAGGGAGAUGGAUUUGAAGGGAAGAGAAAUGGAACCGGUAAUGGUGGUGAUGGUAAAGAUAUUGAUAAUUGGAAUAAUGGAGCUUUUGAUGUAUAUAAACUCCAGAAGAAGGUUAGGAACAAAGGUGGGAAUGGAAAGGAAAUAGAUACUGACAUAACUAAGGUUGAGCCUAAGAAAUUGGAAAAUAAAGAAAAAAAGGCAAAAGAUACAAUUUUGUUUUAUCGAAAAAUGGAAGAAAUAUAUUUAAUUGCUUAUUGA
Molecule: messenger RNA, 555 nt
Organism: Vicia faba (fava bean)
Lineage: Eukaryota; Viridiplantae; Streptophyta; Magnoliopsida; Fabales; Fabaceae
Source: the annotation of a GenBank genome assembly